UAUAUGUAUACACGUACAUUGCGUCGUUCGAACGUUUGCUGGAGAAGAAAAAAAAAAGGAGAAAGAAAAGAAGAACGUUAGCUUCCCGACUAUCGUCAGGACUAGCCGGAAAUUUGAAGAAUGAGAACCAGACCAAGAAAGAAAUAUCUCAACAGGAUAACAUCAAUUUGCGAGCACCGAGAAGGAAACCGAUCGACGAUUAUCGAUCCUCGUUGUCUUGUCUUAUUCUCGCAUCACCAUUUCCCUUUCUUCUGCUUUGAGCUUUUAAACUUCGAUCAAAAAAAAAUUGAUCAGUCCGGAAUUGACGAUUGAUCUUAAAACCGCGAGUUUGCCGAGAAAUUAUUAUUAUUAUUAUUAGCAUUAUCAUCGUCAAUAUUAUUAUCAUUAUUACUAUAACUAUUAUCGUCAUCCCAAGAAUUUGCUCCUAGUCGAAUAAUUUCGUCAGGACGAAAAUUUCUUUCGACGAAAAAGAGGCGAGUACCAUUAAUACGGCGAGCACUGUAAGAAAAAAUUGUUCGGUAUACGUCCGUAGCUAUAUUUCGUUUAGGAUUCGAGCUGAGCUCGAAGUGGCUCGAGCACGUUAAGUUAGUAAAAUCCGAGUUUGAAGGAUCACAGGGAGCGUGACACGAAUUAGAACUCAUUUAGUAAAGAGUCGCUCAUUUGAAGAGGUCGUGUACGGAAAAGAAAAAAAGAAAGAGAGAGAAAGAAAGAGAGAGAGUGAGAGAGAAAAAGAGAGAGUGAGAGAGAGAGAGAGAGAGAGAGAGAGAGAAAGAAACGAAAUCGAAAAAGGGCUUUGCGGUGAUCGAAUAUCAAGAGGAGAAGUAUCGGUAAAGGACCACAACCAGGGACCUUGCGAUGUUACUGUUUUUCACUCAGAAGAAAAGAAAUUAGGGUUGGGAGUUAAAAGCGAUAUUUGCGAUGAAGGGAACAGUGAAAAAGUCGUGGAAGGAAGAAGCAUCGAAGGAGGAGGAAAGCACGUUAAAAGAGGAAGUGCUGAAACGUAUCGCGGAAAUUCGAAUCCAUUGCAGCGUAAAGGAGAGAGCAGGAAAAUAAAGGCUGGAGGUAAAAGGGAGAGAAAAAGAGAAAUAGGGAAGUGAAGGAAAGAAGAGAACGCCACUUCGCUGUUUCAAGCUUUCUGUCAAAGAAAACGGGUCGGUUCGUCGAGCUAUCCGAGAAAGCAACACUUUUUGAUCAAUAUAUAUAUAUAUAUAUAUAUAUAUAUAUAUAUAUGUAUGUAUGUAUGUAUGGAUGUAUGUAUAUAAAAAGAUAAAGAAAGAAAAAGAGAGAGAAAGAGAGAGAGAGAAAAAGAAAGGGAGGUCGGAACGAAACUAAGCUAAGGAGAAACACAUUUUCUUGGUGAAUUGGAGAGAACCAUAUGACAUUGAACGGAUGGCCCGACUUUGGAUAAAAGUUCAACAUUUCUACAAAAGUUUUAUUUGGAGGAAGAGGACGUAGUUUCGAGAAGUAAGGGUAGUGAUACAAAGAGAGGAAGGAAAGGACGGCUCCUUCUGACUCUAGAGAAGAAAGAAGAAGUAGAAGAAAAAGCAAAAGUUCCGGCGACGACGGAAAUGCCGAGGUUGCUUGCAAAUUAGACGUCCGGAGUUGAACGAAGAAUGUAGGGAUUGUGUACGAGAACCUGAAUCAUCGAGGAAGAAAGUUGAGAAAAAUAUCGUAUCUCGAGUUUUUAGAAACAAGAAAGAUUUAGUUCUGCAUAGGGCUAGUUCGAAUGGCAAUUGAUCCAAUCGGUUUGUGAUCGAGAUCGAUAGAAAAUUUGUGGCAAACGAUGGUUCAACAGUGAUGGCGCUGUUUCAACAGCAAUCGAGUUUCAUGCUUGAAGCUUUCGAGAAGCGAUCGGCAAGUUAACAACGUCGUUCUUCGUCGAACGUAUCGGCUCCGCAUAUCCGGCUUUUAGAUGAAUAAUUUUGCGGACAACUUCCGCCCUGUGAUUGGAAACUUGGAUAUAGCUAAUGUAUCCACGACCUAUAUAAGCUUCAUACAUCAGAUUUGAAGUUUCACGAACGAGCUAUCUCUCGAUCAGGAUUUAUCGAUCGAUAACAACGCUUUGUAUUUAUUUAUUAAUCAAUGGAAGAUGUUUAUAAUGAUCGACAAAUUAACAUUUUUUGAUAAAAGAUAAGAUAACGGAAGAACGUUUAAUUUUAAGAUGCGCCAGUUGAGGCGGCAUCUUGCGUGAGUUUCGAUCUAUUUUAAAAGAAAAUCGACUGCGCAAUCUUGACGGAAGAGUACGAACUAACGAAUAAACAAGAUGAUCUCUAGUUCUGAUCGUUCUUUGCCUCCGCUUAGAAUGGAAGGAAAAUGUUUCGAAAUCGAUCGAAGAAUAUAAAUUCUUAGGAAAUUCAACGAAGAUUUCAAGAUACUCGACAUGUGUCUUUGAAGUGUCUCGCCUAACAACUUUUUGAACUUUUAUUCGAUAAGUGAAUAAACGAAGGAGAUGCCUACGAGUUGUAAAACGUGGAAAGGCCUAAAAACGUUGAAAAUAACGAUAAUGACCAUUAUGAAUGUUAGAAAAGUUAAAUGUUAAUCUUAAAAGAAAGCAACGAAUACAUAAUCGAUCGAAAGAGAAUAAGCUAAUCUAAAAGAUGCGAUCUUCAUUCUAUUCGGAAAAGUAGCGCUCGAUGUUUUCUUAUUCUCGUCAAAAUGAGACGCUCUUUAUUACACACGUUGAUCCUUUUGAUGACGCUUCAGCAGUUACCGUCGAUCAGUCGAUCUCGAAUACACAGUGAAAGGGAGUCCGUUUUGAUACCAGGCGAUAUCGUUCUCGGUGGUCUGUUUCCCGUCCACGAGAAAGGUGGUUCCGCUUGCGGACCAAACGUCUACAAUCGUGGCGUUCAACGGCUCGAGGCGAUGCUCUUUGCGGUCGAUCAAAUCAACAGAGAGACCAGGAUAUUGCCGGACAUCAUGUUGGGUGUACACAUCCUGGACACUUGUGGAAGAGACACCUACGCUCUCAAUCAAAGUCUACACUUCGUUCGCGCUUCACUUUCAAAUUUGGAUAUAAGCGUGCUCGAGUGUGCAGAUCGAUCAACGCCCAGAGUAAAGAAGACAGCUAGUGCUGGACCGAUCUUUGGCGUCAUCGGUGGAUCCUACAGUUCUGUAUCGCUUCAGGUUGCCAAUCUGUUGCGCCUCUUUCACAUACCACAAAUAUCACCAGCAUCCACGGCCAAGGCUCUUAGUGACAAAACCAGGUUCGAUUAUUUUGCAAGGACAGUACCACCAGAUACAUUCCAGUCGAUUGCUUUGGUCGAUGUAGUGAAGAGCGCUAACUGGUCUUACGUAUCGACCGUCUAUUCAGAGGGUAGCUACGGCGAAUAUGGGAUCGAAGUAUUCACGCGUGAAGCAAUCGAGAGAAAUGUUUGCAUAGCAGCAGCAGUAAAGGUACCGAGUGCAGCAAACGACAAGAUCUUCGACGAUAUUAUUCAGAGAUUGAUAAAGAAGUCGAAUGCUCGAGCAGUAGUCCUCUUCACUCGAGCCGAAGAUGCGCGAGGAAUUCUCGAAGCAACGAGGAGAUCGAACCUCAGUCAACCAUUUCAGUGGUUAGCCAGCGAUGGUUGGGGCAGACAAAUAAAGCUCGUCGAAGGUUUAGAGGAAGAAGCCGAAGGAGCGAUUACCGUUGAACUUCAAUCAAAAAAUAUUCCAGAAUUCGACGAGUAUAUGGCAAACUUAACGCCAGAAAACAAUCAUAGGAAUCCUUGGUUCGCCGAAUAUUGGGAAGAAGUUUUUAGUUGUGAUUUAAAGAAAAACACUAAGUCUCAACAUCAGGCACAUACUACGAUUUCAUCAACAAAUGGUGCGAGGAAGAUUUGUAAUCCUGAAUUUAGAUUGACACCAAGCAGAGGAUACGAACAAGAAUCUAAAGUCCAAUUCGUUGUUGAUGCUGUUUAUGCGUUUGCAUUGGCUCUUCAUAAUCUUCAAAGUGAUCUCUGUGGUAAGAAAGGAGUCUGUCCUGCGAUGGCUAAUUACGAUCGCGGUGCUUUCUACAGGGAUUAUCUUUUGAACGUUUCCUUCAAAGACGCCGCAGGCAGCGAGGUGAAAUUCGACGAACACGGUGACGGUCUGGCAAGAUACGAAAUCCUGAAUUUCCGAAAGUCGAAUCUCAGCGGUACCGAUGGCUAUCAUUAUCGGGUCGUAGGCAAAUGGUACAACUCCUUGGAUAUUAAGACGGACGAGAUGGUAUGGGCACGAGGAACAAAAGACAUACCGAUCUCAGCAUGCUCUUUACCCUGCGAAUCAGGUAUGAUAAAGAAGCAACAGGGUGACACUUGUUGCUGGGUGUGCGAUCAGUGCGAAGAGUACGAGUUCGUGUACGAUGAGUAUACCUGCAUGGAUUGCGGGCCAGGCUUGUGGCCUCACGUAGACAAAAAAAGUUGCUACCAUUUACCGGUGAAGCAUAUCAAGUGGAGCAGCGCCUUUGCAAUAGCACCAGCUGUGAUUUCUUGUCUUGGGAUAGCAGCAACCUUGGCAGUAGCUUGUCUUCUCUUUCAACAUCGGGACACUCCAGUAGUUCGUGCUUCUGGACGAGAGUUGACCGUUGUUCUUUUAGCUGGCGUUUUGGUCUGCUAUUUGAACACGUUUUUAUUACUGGUAACACCAACGACAGUUACCUGUGUCCUUCAAAGAUUUGGUGUAGGCGUGAGUUUCAGCGCCGUAUACGGUGCUCUUCUUACCAAGACCAAUCGUAUCGCCAGAAUAUUCGAUGCAGCUUCGAGAUCUGCAGUGAGACCUCGAUACAUCAGUCCAACCUCACAAGUUUGCAUAGCGGCCGCCUUGAUAGCAUUCCAAAUCGUCCUGACUCUUGUAUGGAUGGUCGUCGAGCCACCGGGCACGCGAUAUUAUUAUCCCGAUCGCAAACAGGUCAUAUUGAAAUGUAACAUUCAAGAUAUGAGCUUUCUCUUCUCUCAACUAUACAACGCUAUUCUGAUCCUCGUCUCCACCGUUUAUGCCGUAAAAACACGAAAGAUACCAGAAAACUUUAACGAAAGCAAAUUCAUUGGCUUCACUAUGUACACGACCUGUAUUAUCUGGCUUGGCUUUGUACCCAUUUAUUUCGGAACUGGAAACGCUCACGAGACCCAAAUCACGACGCUCUGUGUCGCUAUUAGUCUCAGCGCAUCGGUUACCCUCGUUUGUCUGUACGCACCCAAAGUCUACAUUAUCGUCUUCCAACCGGAUAAAAAUAUACGAGGCAAAACUUUCAUCAAGAGCACUUUAAAGAAACAGGGUAGCAGCGCUGGAACCUCUUCAGUCACGAAAUAUACUGCCUGCGAAUUAGUCAGCGAAAGUAUGCCUUUGCAAAGUGCACUCACAGCGGCCGUACAAACUUCGGUGGGCGUAACAGAAAUCUCGCUUGCACCAAACUCGUCUAGCAUGACAACUAAUAACGAACAGGUGGCUCAAUUGUAAAUCGAUUCGCCAAUUACUUUUACGUACUUUGACAUAUUCGAUAAAUUUGAGACAUAUUCGACGAGUGGAUAAGUGUAAAUUACUGAAGGAAAAAAGAAAAAAUAAUGCUAUAUUCCAUCGUAAAUUAAUUUCUUCGAUUAAGAAGAAUAUGAAAAAAAACGAUGAGAGAAAGUUUACGAGACUGUGUGAAUUAGAAAAAAGAAAAUAUAAAAAUAAAAAAAGAGAUAAAAAAGACAAGAUACAAUAUCGAUCGAUGUUAUUUCAUUCGCGAAUUAUGUACAAAGUACAUAUUUCAUAAUAUACAAUAUUUCGAGAGUGUGUGUUGGAGUGCAAAUAUUAUACCUUUAUCGAGAUAAUGUUAAAACAAUAAUUUGCAUAAUCGAUUAACUUAACAGACGACGUUCGUACGAAUGCUUUGUUGUGUUUUGCGUCCUUAAUUCAUUAAUAUUAUACUUAUUAAUGUAUUACAAAACACAGUGUGUAUAUAUAUGUAUAUCAAGACCAUCGAUCAAUCAACCACGAUCAUUGUUGUCGUUAUUGUUACUGUUAAAGUUAUCCUUGGUAUAUAUAUAUCUAUAUAUAUAUAUAUAUAUAUAUAUAUAUAUAUAUGAAUAUACGUACAUAUGUAUAAAAAGAUAUAUAUAUCUAUGUAUGUAAAAAGUGUGCAUCAAACGAUCGUGUUGUAUCACAAAAAAAUUCAUAAAUAAGAUUAAUUAAUUUCGAAUAAUUCGCGAAAAAGACGAAUGAUUCCACCAAACCGAUUUAGCGGACUUUCUUUAUAAAUAUAAGUAAACGAGGAAAUAACGAACGAAACCAUCGUGUUUCGUUUCAUUCUUUACAUUGUUUUAAAGAAAUUCUAUUAAAAUGUAACAUAAAAAUACGUGCUCGAAAGUUUCGUUCGAUCGUCUAGGUGAUAAAUUCAAUCUCAAGAUACUUUUUGAAACUAUCGGAAGACAGUGAAAUUCUGAUAGGAAAGAAAAGAAUGGUGUGAAAGUUCCUUUUUAAUUAAUUCGAAUGUUAUCGAUUUUACGAUAUGUUAGCAACGUUUUAGAAAUUUAAUCUACAUUAGAUAUACAUAUUCGAAUUAAAUAUUUAUUUAUUUACUUAUUUAUACUUCUUUGUACAGUCAUUUUUAUUUAUUUAUUUAUUUAUUAUCUAUUUAGUAUUAUGAAAUAUUUGUAAUUUAUACUAUAAGAGAAAAAGAAAAAUAGAAGUUAUCGAAAAACGAGCAAUACAGAUCUCAAACGUUUUAGAUGAGAGAAAUAAAUAUUUAUUUUCGAAUGAUCUUGCAUUUGCAAGAUUUUCUCUCUCUCU
Vespa velutina is the source of this 6732-nucleotide messenger RNA. RefSeq names its product metabotropic glutamate receptor-like (gene mGluR). The record is from RefSeq and is a predicted model, not a curated record. Lineage: Eukaryota; Metazoa; Arthropoda; Insecta; Hymenoptera; Vespidae. Gene Ontology annotation, cellular component: membrane. Gene Ontology annotation, biological process: regulation of synaptic transmission, glutamatergic; G protein-coupled glutamate receptor signaling pathway. Gene Ontology annotation, molecular function: group II metabotropic glutamate receptor activity.